AUGUGGAUUUAAUCGGCCACUGAAUAGCAGAAAAUCUUAAUAAACUGAUUUCUGAUAUGAGUUUUAGUUAGUUUAUCGGUUCUUAAAAGUCCAUAACUAGUCAAAAUUAUGCAUAUUAUUACGCUGUAAAUAGCUAAAUAGUUUUUAUAAUCAAAAUUUUCCUCUUUUACGCGCAAUUUGUAUGAUUUCCGACUGUGCUGGUGCAGUCUUUGAAGGCAGCAGCAGCUUCCAGUCCUGAUCGGGUCUGGACUCUGGAAGUUGGACGACGUCAAUAGGACAGAGGACACUGUCCCAGCCCUCAGAGGAGCGGAGCAGAGGCGGCGCGCUGCUCCCAACUCGGGACGUUUUAAUCUUUUGCGCAUUUUCGGCAUGUUUCCGCGCGUAAAGGCGCACUGAGUGAGGUGGAUCUGGGCUUCAGGGCGGCUGAGGAAGAGGAGCGAGAUGUUGGCCAGGAAAAGCAUCAUCCCGGAGGAGUUCGGGCUGCCGGGUCUCGCCUCCCGGCUGCCGCGGAAGCCGGUGUUCCGGGACCGCGUGAACAAGGCGCGCUUCAUCGCCAAGAACGGCUCGUGCAACUUGGCGCACAAGAACAUCCGCGAGCAGGGCCGCUUCCUGCAGGACGUCUUCACCACGCUGGUGGACCUGAAAUGGCGCUUCACGCUCGUCAUCUUCACCACGACCUUCGUGAGCAGCUGGCUGCUGUUCGCGAUGAGCUGGUGGCUGGUGGCCUUUGCGCACGGAGACAUGGACCCGGCGCGGAAAAACGAGACCCACUGCGUCACCGACGUCGAGUCGUUUAUCUCAGCCUUCCUGUUCUCCAUCGAGGUUCAGGUGACCAUCGGCUUUGGAGGUCGGAUGAUAACGGAGCACUGCCUGGCGGCCAUUACUGUCCUCAUCUUGCAGAACAUAGUGGGACUCAUCAUCAACGCCGUCAUGCUAGGCUGCAUCUUUAUGAAGACGGCUCAGUCGAACCGCCGAGCGGAGACGUUGAUCUUUAGCCGUCACGCCGUUAUCGCCGUGAGGAACAACCGUCUGUGCUUCAUGAUUCGCAUUGGAGAUCUGAGGAAGAGCAUGAUUAUUGGAGCAACCGUCAGAUUACAGGUGGUGAGGAAGACGACGACUCCAGAGGGCGAGAUAAUCCCCAUCCAUCAGAUCGACGUUCAGACUGAGAGCGCCGUCGCCAGCAACAGCCUGUUCCUCCUGGCGCCGCUCAUCAUCUGCCACGUCAUCGACAAAAACAGCCCGCUGUACGACCUUUCGGCCAUGGAGCUGCAGUGCAGCGACCUGGAGGUGAUCGUCAUCCUGGAGGGAGUCGUGGAGACGACGGGCAUCACCACCCAGGCCCGGACCUCCUACGUCUCUGAGGAGAUCCAGUGGGGCCACCGCUUCGUUCCCAUCGUUACGGAGGAGGAGGGCGUGUACUCCGUGGACUACUCCAAGUUCGGCAAUACGGUUAAAGUGAGCACGCCCAGCUGCAGCGCCCGGGAGCUGGACGAGAAGCCGUACAUCCUGAUCCAGACGCUGCAGAAGAGCGAGCUGUCGCACCAGAACUCCCUCAGGAAGCGGAACUCCAUGAGGCGCAACAACUCCAUGCGGAAAGGCGGCGGCGGCGGCGGCAGCCUGCGCAGGAACAACUCCGGGCUGGUUCCGCCCAAAGUGCAGUUCUUCACCCCGGCGGAGGGCGGCCAGAGCCUGAACGCCGUCACCUGACAUGAGGCCUUCCUCCUGCAGGGUGCGCUGUUCCUCCUGGCCGGGACCAGGACUGUUUCUCUGGCGGGACUCCUCCUGCUCCUGCUCCCCGCCUCAACGCGACUCGUGUCUCAGUGCGUCUGUUGUUGUUGUUAUUACUGUUAUUAUCUUCAUUAGCAGGUGAUUGCACUGACACACACACACACACACCUGUAUGGGAUGUUUGGUAGCACUGUGUUUCACUGACAUAACAGCUGUUAUGAACAUGAAGGAGUCUUGAUGAAUGUUUAUAACUGUAGUGUCGUUUGGUAAAUAAUGACACUUUUAAUGCAGGUUUUAGUGCAACUUUGAAACUUUAAAAGUUUCAUUAUUUAUCGACUGGAUGCUUUAUGUCAACAGUUAUCAACAUUCAUAAAGACUCCUUCAUGUUUCUGAUGCUUUAUGUCAGUAUUCUUCACUCCUUCUCAUGAAGUGCUACCGGAUGUUUUCUCAGAACAAAACCAUGUAAAUAAUAUCAAGCAGCACUUUAUGUUCAGAAAAUAUUAAUUUGCACAACAAUGCUCAUCAGAAUGCUUAUCCAAGUAGAAAUAACUGCUAGUUUAGGCUCAAACGGCGUCAUUCUAUAUCUCAUAUCUCAUAUUUCAUUUCUCUGACUUGUUCAAAGUGUUUCUGCUUCCUGGAUGUGCAGACAUGCAGGUUCUUUCUCAUCCUUUAACAGUAAUUAUUACGAGCCAAUCACUAAUGUUCUGUGUUUUUGUGUUUGACAAUAAAUGCACCAACUUGUUAUGAA
Messenger RNA from Xiphophorus couchianus (Monterrey platyfish), 2476 nucleotides. RefSeq names its product potassium inwardly rectifying channel subfamily J member 8 (gene kcnj8). Gene Ontology annotation, molecular function: ATP-activated inward rectifier potassium channel activity. Gene Ontology annotation, cellular component: plasma membrane. Lineage: Eukaryota; Metazoa; Chordata; Actinopteri; Cyprinodontiformes; Poeciliidae. The record is from RefSeq and is a predicted model, not a curated record. The transcript is spliced from 6 exons. Bases 442 to 1707 code for a protein of 421 amino acids. Gene Ontology annotation, biological process: potassium ion import across plasma membrane; regulation of monoatomic ion transmembrane transport.